CAGCGAAAUCAGCUUUCAGCUUUGUGAUUCUGAUCUAAUUUGUUAUUCAUCUGAUUAUUCUUCAGUUUUGAAAAAAAACUAGGGCAACCAGAAGUUUUAUGUUCAGCAGCCACUUCCUUGAGCCGUUGGCGAGAUUAGAAAUGCAUCCUACAGGAUUCGUAUUGUUAUGGAGUUGUCUCUUUUUCUCGAUAUCAGCUGGCAAUCCUAAAUUUACUACAUACGCCGUUCAACAGAUAAAGACCGGAAAUACGCGCAUUUCGCCUUCCGGCGACGACGUAUCUGUGAAAUGUCCUUCAGACGACACCCUCUUCCAUGGUAGGGGAAACUGUUCGAAGUCAGUCCAUGAUAACCAGAAAUUGCGCGGAAAACGACUCUUCAUUCCCACUACAUCCAAUGCAACCCACAACCAACGGCAUCUGGACAAAGAUGGGCUUAAAAUCAAAGAUCUGGGUGUUCUGCAUGAUUACAAAACAUCCUCCACGACGGAACCAUCGCAACUGAUUCACGUAUUUCAUACGAAAACUCCGAAUAUUCUAAUUGGCAAAUUCGUGAAAUCUUUUACAAUCAAUGGCGUCGUCCAACGCACUUUCACCUUGGAUGCCACAUCCGACGCGGAAGUGGUCGCUGUUGAUUCACACAGUGUGCCGACGCAGGAGACCACUUAUCUGGCCAUCGCCCAGCACGAAACACACCCGUCAGCAUCCUUCCGUAGUGUCGUCCUGGUGUACGCGAUAACGAUGCGCAAUGCGUACUCGUUAUUUUCCCGCAUCCAGGUGAAAUCGCUGGUUACCGAUGUAAAAGUGUUCUCGGAUAACGAUGGAACAUUAUUCCUGGCCACGACACAGCGCGCUGUGCGGUGCAAUGAAGAUUUCGUGUCCGAAUGCGGCUUGAGUCUGAUAUAUCGAAUAUGUGUUAACGGGAAGGCUGAAGUUUUCAGCGUGGCGCAGCUGGGCAAUGCGACGCACGUGGAAGUUGUUCCCCAUUUAAAUGGCCACGAUUUCUCCAUGCUGGUGUCGAAAUGCGGCGUUCCAGUUCAAGACUUGGAGCGGUGCCGGAUGCUGCAUCACGUGGAGCGAUCUGGAAGGAUGCCAUUGAGUUUCUUUGCACAGGUUUCCUGUAAUCCGAAAAAUGCCGAACUCUUCCGGUUCUCUGAUAAUUUGUAUUACAUCGGACCCGAUCCCAAGUGCCAGGAGCAGCAGAUAUCUUUAUGGGAUUAUGACAUGGAAUUAGCGCCGUUGAAUAUUUUUCCGGGCGAAGUGGAGAAAUGGUUUGUGAUAGACAGCCCUUCUCGCGAUUGCGGGUGCAAUUUGAUUAUUGCGGCCGUUGGAAAAGAGGAAACCGUGCUUUAUGGUUUGGAAUCUCCCGAAAAACAGUGGAGGAAGUUGUUCUCGCAUCCUGAUUUGCCUAUGGAUUAUUUGUGGUCGUCGGGAAGGCAUAUGUAUAUUGUUGUCCGUUCCGCGGAUGAAAUAACACUUUUACGGUUGACUUGUGUACGGCAGAACAACAAAGAUCGCCGCGAUUUCGACGAUGUCUCCGAUGUGGCAAGUUUGCCACUGGAACAUGUAAUUGGUAACAAAAGCCUUCAAGGAAUCGUUGACGAUAGUCACGCAGUCACUCUGGAUGAAGUUAAUGAGCCGCUCUACAUGGUCGAUGGUGUUUCCGGCCAAGAUCAUACGACCGUAUCUCCGUCUGUUUAUACCGAAACCGUUGCUGUUCUGUCUGGUGAUCGAACACGUAGAUUGGAAAAUGCGCACCUUACAGAUGGACCGACUACCGGGGCGCCAGCUAUGGAGAGCGGCAGUUUAUCUCAGCUGACUUCAGUCGCUGAUCACAGUGAACUGAGUAACCCGGUGGCUGUUUCUGGUGAUACAAAGUCUUUGACGAGUGAUUCCAGUCCCGAUGACGCAUUGAAUCCAGAAAUUGAGAGUUCCGGUUGUCAUAUCGAUACGGUGGAGCGGAAAGGGCAUCUGAACCUUUAUUCACCAUUCUCCAGCAUCGUUGAAGUCAAAUCGGGAUCCGUUCUCGUUGUCCCGCCAACCAUGGAAGAUCCCUGCUAUAAUCUUUUUGAAUUCAGCUCACACAACGAUCUGGGUGUGCUGGCCAGUAGCCGCAGUAAAUUCUGUGAUCAAGUUUCGCGAUCUGUCAGUCCGGGUACUAUGAUGCAUUCUAAGAGCGCUGCGCAGAGUAAUGCCGGCAAUAUUUACAUUGUUUCAUCCUACGGGGAUGUUUUGGAAUUCGCGUCAGUAAUUAAGGAUAAUGCUGUAUUCGAUAUUAAACGAGCGAAACCCGGGGUAAAUUUCACAUCGUUAGCCAUUCGAGUGUGUGAAGGAUUCCCGACAGCAUGCGCUGUAGUGCGUAACUGUCGUGGCGCUGAACCCGAUGGAUCAACUGGUUGCACGGCGGAUCUCAGAUGUUAUCGAAUGUUUAAACUUACGUGGUUACCGGUGAUAACCAUUAACGUUUCCGUCGACACCACCAUACACAUGGAAACUUACCUCAAAUCCGAUCAGUGUAUGCUGAUUACGGAAAGCUCCUUUAAGCGGUCAGUCGUCGUACGCUUCUACAAAAUGCGGUCCACGCUUAAAGAGUUGGAUAUGUCCGAGCCGUUGGAGGUGCGAAUGUGCGCCGACCAUGCUCUGCAAACCAUCGCCAUUCAACGCUCCAUCUGGCUCACCGGAGCCGUGCCUGAUUUGAAUGGACACUGUGUGCAUUCGCUUUUCGAGCUUGUUUUGGAGCCAGAUCAGCUGGAAACAAGAUUAUCGUUGCAAAUGGAUCGUGCAGUUCUGUUUACCUCCAAAAAUACCGUAUGCUGCAAUGGGGAGAUUCUGAUUAUUCAGGACUAUCUGCGACCGAAUCUCAUUCGCUCCUAUUUGAUGCGGAAAGGCUUUGCUGAUUUACAGCAGGUGUCUUUUGCGGACCAGUUAUUGGAUUACUCAGGACGCAUCAGUUUCUUUCUGGUGGACGAACAACAGUUUCUUAUGGUGAGAAAUGGUACGGCCGGUUAUAUUUACGAAAUCCAGUGUGCGUUUGUGGAGCAUGAUGAUGAAGUAGUCCCGUGAUAGCAAUAACUGAUGCCUUGUUAUGAUGGAUUACUAUUGGAGGUAAUAUAAUCUGUGAUGAUUCUACCGGUUUUUUAGACGGAAGUUGAAUAUUUUUGUUCCACAUAAUCUUGCGAGUGGUUGUAACAUUUGUUGUUUUUUACAAGUUAGUAACUGUCGAAAAUCGUAUUUAAAAAUGUUUAGCUGCUGGUAUUGUUUAUAAGAAUUUGCAAAAGCUGUGAACUGAUCAAUUUAUUUUCGCGUUUUUAUGAACAAGAGCGCAGUACAUUGUUCUCUCAAUUGAUGCGCUGCAAUUACAAACUCCAUAUUACAAUUUAUGUAUAUCGACGCCAGUUUCCCAGAGGCAUGCACCAGAGGGUAAAGAAAAAAUAAAAAUGUGCCGAAGCUAUGAACGAAUAGUUAAGUUUACAAGUUCUGGUCUGUGUACGCGUACUUUGUAUUUCA
This is a messenger RNA of Paramacrobiotus metropolitanus, 3503 nucleotides long. RefSeq lists its product as uncharacterized. Bases 99 to 3059 code for a protein of 986 amino acids. Lineage: Eukaryota; Metazoa; Tardigrada; Eutardigrada; Parachela; Macrobiotidae. The record is from RefSeq and is a predicted model, not a curated record. The transcript is spliced from 13 exons.